Molecule: messenger RNA, 4562 nt
Organism: Harpia harpyja (harpy eagle)
Lineage: Eukaryota; Metazoa; Chordata; Aves; Accipitriformes; Accipitridae
Gene: NT5DC3
Product: 5'-nucleotidase domain containing 3
Exons: 14
Coding region: 47-1675 (542 amino acids)
Molecular function (GO): 5'-nucleotidase activity
Source: RefSeq, a predicted model, not a curated record
AGCCGGCGGCGGAGCGGCACGGCGGGGCUGAGCGAGGGAGCGGAGCAUGGCAGCGGCGGAGGCGCGGUCCCUGCUGCUGGCGGCGGGGCGGCGGUGCCGGGUCCUGCCCGCCGCGGGGGCCGCUCCCUACUGCACUGUGGCCCCGCAGGAGAGGCGGCAGCCGCCGCCGCCCGACAUGAAGGGUUACCUGUGGUCGCGCUACAAGGAGGCCAAGAGAGUCACCAAGGAGUUGGUUCCUUCAAUUAUGAGUAACAUGCUGAAUCCAGAUGCUAUUUUUUCAAACAAUGAAUUGAGCCUGUCAGACAUUGAAAUUUAUGGGUUUGAUUAUGACUACACAUUGGUCUUUUAUUCUAAACAUCUGCACACGCUGAUCUUCAAUGCUGCUCGAGAUCUUCUUAUUAAUGAGCAUCGGUAUCCUGCAGAAAUAAGAAAAUAUGAUUAUGAUCCCAAUUUUGCAAUCCGAGGACUUCAUUAUGAUGUGCACCGGGCAUUAUUAAUGAAGAUUGAUGCUUUUCAUUACAUUCAGCUGGGAACAGUUUACAGAGGCCUCAGUGUUGUCCCAGAUGAAGAAGUCAUUGCAAUGUAUGAUGGUUCCCAUGUCCCUUUAGAACAAAUGAGUGACUUUUAUGGAAAGAGCUCACAUGGAAAUACAAUGAAGCAAUUCAUGGAUAUAUUUUCCUUGCCAGAAAUGACACUCCUUUCUUGUGUGAAUGAAUAUUUUCUGAAAAACAACAUAGACUAUGAGCCUGUUCAUCUGUACAAAGAUGUCAAGGAUUCAAUCAGGGAUGUCCACAUCAAAGGAAUAAUGUACAGAGCAAUUGAAGCAGAUAUUGAGAAAUACAUCUGCUAUGCCGAACAAACUCGUGCGGUGUUAGCAAAGCUGGCUGAUCAUGGCAAGAAGAUGUUUCUCAUCACAAACAGUCCCAGCAGCUUUGUGGACAAAGGCAUGAAGUUCAUAGUUGGCAAGGACUGGAGGGAUCUCUUUGAUGUGGUCAUUGUACAGGCUGAUAAGCCAAACUUUUUCAAUGAUAAGCGAAGACCAUUUCGGAAAGUGAAUGAAAGGGGAGUGUUGCUUUGGGACAAAAUUCACAAGCUGCAGAAAGGUCAGAUUUACAAACAGGGUAACUUGUAUGAAUUCCUGAAGCUUACUGGCUGGAGGGGCUCUAAGGUUCUCUACUUUGGUGAUCACAUUUACAGUGACUUGGCAGAUUUGACCCUGAAGCAUGGCUGGCGCACUGGUGCAAUUAUUCCAGAGUUACGAUCAGAGAUUAAAAUCAUGAACACAGAGAAGUACAUUCAAACCAUGACCUGGCUGCAAACCUUGACAGGAUUACUGGAACACAUGCAGGUUCACCGUGAUCCUGAUUCACAAAUGAUUUUAGAAGAAUGGAAGAAGGAAAGAAAGGAAAUGAGGGAGAUGAACAGGAAUUUCUUCAACGCACAGUUUGGAAGCUUAUUCAGAACUGAUGAGAAUCCAACUUAUUUCUUAAGACGUCUCUCUAGAUUUGCGGAUAUCUACAUGGCAUCAUUGAGUUGUCUCUUGAACUAUGAGCCUGAUUACACGUUUUAUCCAAGAAGGACUCCUUUGCAGCACGAACUUCCUGGCUGGUCAGACCAGCUGUGUACUGGUACAUUCAGAAUACCUUUCCUACAAGAGACAGUUCAGAUCAAAUAAACACUUGGCAGCUUCCUUUUAAAAUGGGCAAAUAUUAUCUUUUUUUUCUUUUUUGAACGUACAUGUAUUUUAUUUAAGUUGCUUAAAUCUGUUCUCUUGAUUUAGGUGUAAUUCAUACUUGUUCUCAUGAGUGUUGUACCUAUUUUCUCCUCUCCUGCUCGGAGAUAUAAAAACUCCUUUUACACACGGAAGAGAUGAUGGACUGCCAAAAUAGUAGUGGGCUGGGAGGGAGGGCCCAUUUAAGGGGAAGGACCGGUGGUGUUCUGGGGUGGUUGAUUUUGUUCAUUGGAAAUUUCGAUCUGCAGCCUUGUGGUUUACAAAGACAGACAUGUACUCUCUGUUCUGGCCCUCUUCAGUGCUCCAGCUGGAGCCUGUAGUGGAUCUUGGCACUGAAAAGCUUAAAUCCAGUAUUAGUAAUUCAGUGAUACACAGUUAGUAGCCAGUUUACGGUGAGACUGAGAAGGAUGGUGUAUGCAUCUUAACUUUCCUUGCUGCCAUAGCUAGAGCCUUAUCUGUACCUGAACUAACUGCUGUAAUGUUGGCGUGGCUCUGCUGCAUUGCAGUGAUUACAGAGCUGGCAGGCUUAGGCCGAUGGGCUUUUUCUCCUGUCCAUGCAGUUUCUGUUCUUGUAAUGUCUGUGCUUGGCUGUCAGUGGACCUGAGCCUAAAACUGAAAGUGACAGUACCUUGGGCUGCUUCAGCUUCCUUUUGUUAAUUUCUAGGCACCUUUCUUUUUAAGUUUCAAAACACUUUAAAUAUCCACUCUCUAAUAAUAAAGCCAUUUCAGGAGGUCUUGCAUUUUGCAUUUCAAAGUGGAGGCAGAUCUCUGUCAGGCUUUAGACUGAUCCUAAAUGCUGCUUGUUAAAAUUUUAAGUGUCUUACAGUGGUAUGUAAUGUGGUUUUGCUGUUCCCUAGAAGAGAAGGUAUUUCAUAUAGCCUUCAGUAAUGGACUUUUACAGUCAAAAGUAAACACGCACAAUAGGCAAAUGAGUUAAAAGAAAAAUGAAGGAAUGAGAAAAUGAAAACCAGAGUUUUCGGAUGACAUUUUUUUAGCUCAAGCCCCAAAAGCUGAAUUGGGGGUGGUAGACAGUUUGCAUCAAGCAAAAUAAUUUUGGCGGCGCAGAUUAGAAGUUUUAUUGAAUUACUGAAAUUGCAGAUAAUGCAUGAACACAAACUCUGGGUAGUAUAUAUAUUCCAAAGAUGUGAGCUGAAAAAUGUCUAUUUUGCACAAGGAAAACAUCUGUUGAUGUGUUUCCUCAAACAGGCACUUUAUAGAACUGCUAUAUAGUUGUUUUUAAAUAAGGAUGCUUUCCUUUCUCUGCAUCCAAAGGAGACUUUUUUUUGUUUUUUUUUUAACUGGUGCUUCCCACCCCAGCCAUUUUAGAAGGCAUUAUAUGAUUAAUAUUUUUCAAAUUUUAGUUAUUAAAGGCUCUAUUUUUAAAAGCAUAUAACUAACAAAAUAUAUAGCAUUUGGUAUUCUUCAUUUUGGGGAUAUCACUUGCUUCCUACCAUGAUUGUCAGGUAAACAAACUUUUGGUGACCAAAAGUUUUCUUGUUUGGUUUUGUUUUUUUUUAACCUGUAUUAUGUGCAAGUACCUAUAUUGAAUUUCACAUGCAGUAUCUUUCCUGUUCUUAAAAGUAUGUUUGCAAAGUAAAGAAUGUAUUCUGAUCUAGCCUGUACAAUUUCAUAAGUAGUUUUCCUGUAUGCUUGAAAUCAGUCUGAAGUCCUCAGAGGUGGUUAUAGAUUUUAUGUUCAUGGUUUUCUUGUGCUCCUGUUUCAAGCUUGACGUGGAACACUCCUGAAGUGUGUGUGUGUUAUUUAAACAGAUGAAUAUACUUGAAAUGAGUAAGUUCAUCUGACAGUCCUGUUUUGCUGGAAGAAAAAGAUAAAGUUUUGCAGGAAGUUAAGUUUGGCUUUAUCAGGAGACUUGUUGGUGGGGCUGUGUAAGAAAUAUUUAGCAUAACUUGAUAAUGAAAUGUGGGGAUGGAAAUACCCAGAUUUGCCUUCAGUUCUUUAUCCUAAUGCUCAGCUAGAACCGAACUUGGUGUUACAUGUGUGUAGCACCUCUCAUGCUCCAGAGAUUUCAAUGCACUGUUUAAAAAAAAAAACAACGAACCCAAAAAACCAAACCCCAAACCACUGUACAUUCUCUGUCUUACUACCAGCAAAUAAUAAUAUUGUUACUCAGUUGUGCAUUAUUGAAUUUGAUAAUGUUUUGUUGGUUAUAGCUCUGUGAUAUUUAUUCUUUUAAAGCUGGCUAGGAGUCAGUUUGCCUAAUUUACCUGUGUUAAGCAGGAACAGUAAUGUUAUCCACAUAAUACACAUUUUGUUUCAAGAUUAUUUUCUCCUCUCCACCUUCUUUUCUCUUAACUUACAAAUCAAACUUCUGUACAAAGCUAUGUUACAACAGCCAGCUGAAGGAAAAUCUUGUUUAUAUUGCAUGACUUCUUGAAAUAAACAACCUUGCAUGAAAAAAAAAAUUAUGGGAGGGUUAUGUUCCUUUAAGACAACCCAACUACGUAUAAUAUGAAUUUAAGUGAGAAUUUUAAAGUGUAUUAUUUAUUUUUCCAUGCUAGAAUGCUGCUCUUUAACUUUUAAAAAUGUCUUGCAUUUUUGUAAUGAUUUCACGUUGGCACUCUCUGCAUUACUUAUUUUAACCUUGUUAUAUUACUGACUUCAAAGAGAUUUUUGAGCAUAUUUAAAGGGCAUAUUCAUUUUCGGAGUAUAGUUCAUUUGAACACCAAAGCAAGAAGAAAUUUUCAUUCUGUUCUAUCAAAAACAUGGAGGAUAAUAGUCUGUCAAUAAAAGAAGAGUUUAAUGAACUGUAGAACUUUUCUUGUGAUAAAAAUAUUUAGUGAUUAUUACAAAAAUAAAUGCUUGGACUUUA